AUGAACAAAGUCGUCACACAUUGGAAUGGAAUUUACACAAACUUUGAGAAGCAAUGGGCUAGCGGAGAAAGUGAAACGAGUUUGUUGAAAAAAACGCACGCUGCAUUCCAAUAUGAUAUGCAAAAGUCUUUUAAGUUUAUUCAUGCGUGGGAAGUUGUCAAAAGAAGCAUUAGGUGGAGGGAACUUGCAACAGAUGAAGAAAUUGCAAAUCCGCCAAAAAGAAGUCGGACAUCUUCAUAUUCGAGCUCGCAACAAGUCUCAUCGAAUGAUCACGUAGGCGUUAAUCUUAAUGAUGAUAAUGACGACAUUGAAGAAAUACGUCCGCCUCCUCGUCCAAUGGGAAGGGACAAAACAAAAGCUCGAGCAAAAGGAAAAGGGAAAGCGACUUCUUCAAAUUCUUUGGUCGGAACCGAGCGGUCAGCCAGAUCGAAAGAAAUGAUGACACAAAUGGCACAAUUGAACUCAACUUUGGAGAAGCAUAUGGGUGAAACCGUCUGA
Lactuca virosa is the source of this 498-nucleotide messenger RNA. The record is from the annotation of a GenBank genome assembly. NCBI's taxonomy places the organism in Eukaryota, Viridiplantae, Streptophyta, Magnoliopsida, Asterales, Asteraceae.